AUGCGACUGCCGGCACCUACACCGACCCACACUUUCGUGAAUCCGUCACCUUUGAUGGCUACGAGAAUCGUCUCCGUGCUGUUAUACAGAAUCGCAACCCCGACGGAAAGUAAUGGUACCGAGGCGCGCAAUGAUGUAUUGACUCCAGAGCAGUACAUCGAAAAAACCGUUUCUAUGAUCCGGAAGAAUCGAGGCACGGAAUUGGCCGGUAUGCUCAAUCCUGUAAUCGUGACGGAAUUAUUCCAAGAGCUUUCAUCGCCGUGGGGGGAAAUGGCCGAGCUGCAUGUUCGGAAUGUGUGCAAGGCUACUUACCAGUGUCUGAAGCGUCUGGUUGAUCACAUAGCUGAUUCUGCAGCAGCCGAGACGAUCUUCUCUGGCAUAUUCAAGCCGCACCUAAACGCCCUGCAGCAGAACUCGCUUGCCAAGCUGUCAGAGCUGUUGAAGCCACAUCAGGAGAGUCACCCUAUUACAUACGACCAGCGUUUCAUCAAAGAUCGCGAAACUGUUCUCAAUCAACGAGAAGAGGUGCGCGUGAGCGCUUUGUUGAAGGAGGCGUUUAAACCUAUAUAUAUGGAUCGUGAAACUUCCGUCCACGCGUCCAUUGACUUCAGCAAAUUGGUACAGAAGCUCGUGAAGCGGCCAGAGUUCGACGUGGAUCACUCGCUGAUGCGCUAG
Messenger RNA from Beauveria bassiana ARSEF 2860, 675 nucleotides. RefSeq names its product interferon-induced GTP-binding protein Mx. The transcript has 2 exons. Bases 1 to 675 code for a protein of 224 amino acids. The record is from RefSeq and is a predicted model, not a curated record. NCBI's taxonomy places the organism in Eukaryota, Fungi, Ascomycota, Sordariomycetes, Hypocreales, Cordycipitaceae.